AUGGGGGACUGGAGUCUCCUUGGAAACUUCCUGGAAGAGGUACAGGAACACUCUACCUCUGUAGGAAAGGUAUGGCUCACUAUCCUCUUCAUCUUCCGCAUUCUGGUGCUGGGCACAGCGGCCGAGUCAUCUUGGGGUGACGAGCAAUCCGACUUCAUGUGCGACACCCAGCAGCCUGGUUGCACCAACGUCUGCUAUGACCGAGCAUUCCCUAUCGCCCACAUCCGAUACUGGGUACUUCAGAUUGUCUUUGUCUCCACUCCCUCUCUUAUUUACAUGGGCCACGCCAUGCAUACUGUGCGCAUGGAAGAAAAACGAAGGCAGCGAGAGCAGGAGAAGCAGGAGGCAAAUGAUGGAGGAGUGGGUGCUAAAGGUGGUGACAAGGACUACCUGGAGCAGAGGGAGAAAGCAUCUGAAGCACCAGCCAAGUUUCUCCUAAAAGGAGCACUUCUGCAGACAUAUGUGUUAAGCAUUCUGAUUCGUUUGGUCAUGGAAGUGGUCUUCAUUGUUAUACAGUACAUGAUGUAUGGAAUCUUUUUGGAGGCUUUGUACCACUGCAACACCUUGCCAUGUCCCAACCCAGUCAACUGCUACAUGUCACGGCCAACAGAAAAGAAUGUCUUCAUCGUGUUCAUGCUGGUGGUUGCAGCUGUAUCCUUGUUCCUCAGUGUUCUGGAGCUCUACCACCUUGGCUGGAAGCAGUGCAGGUGCUGCUUUCAAAUGUACAUGAACAGACAUGCUAACAACAGUGACACUGACACCAGCAGCAAAAAUGCCAAGAUUUCUGCUCCAAUGUUAGACAUGCCAACUGCUGGAAUGAAUAUUUCAGACUCCCCUCAGGUGCGCCAGUCUAUAAACUGCACCCCACCACCAGAUUUCAACCAGUGCUUAGCAUCUGCAACAGGAACAGUUUCACCUCAUCUUCAUCACCAUAAUCUUAAUCCUAUCCACUCAAACUACCAGCCCUUCACCAACCAUUUGGCCCACCAGCAGAACUCAGCAAACUUGGCCACCGAGCGCCACUCCCGCCGCAGCCAAGACAACCUAAAGGUAAAUGAGGACUUUCUGAGGAUGAGCUAUGAGCCUUCGCUAAGUGUUGCACCUUGUAGUCACAGCCUUUGUGCAGCAACACCAAGUGCUCCCUCCACACCAAAAUCCAGUUCCAGCUUCAACACAGACAAACGGCACCUUAGUAAGACCAGUGGCUCCAGUACCAGCAGAGUCCGGCCGGACCUGGCAGUGUGA
Trichomycterus rosablanca is the source of this 1245-nucleotide messenger RNA. It is a transcript of the gene gja5a, whose product is annotated as gap junction protein, alpha 5a. Lineage: Eukaryota; Metazoa; Chordata; Actinopteri; Siluriformes; Trichomycteridae. Bases 1 to 1245 code for a protein of 414 amino acids. The transcript has a single exon. The record is from RefSeq and is a predicted model, not a curated record. Gene Ontology annotation, molecular function: gap junction channel activity involved in atrial cardiac muscle cell-AV node cell electrical coupling. Gene Ontology annotation, biological process: cell-cell signaling; heart development; atrial cardiac muscle cell to AV node cell communication by electrical coupling. Gene Ontology annotation, cellular component: connexin complex.